GAGGGAGAGAGAGAGGAGAGAGAGAGGAGAGAGAGAGAGAGAGAGCGGGGAGAGAGAGAGAGAUCGGAGGAGCGCACACACGGCUCAGCUUCCCCAUUGCAGCCGCGACAGGCAGCGAGAGAGGAAGCGCGGAUCGGAGGCUUUGGGGGGGUAAUGACGUGGGCUCGCCGUCCCCGCGGCUGACUGAUCGACACGCACUCUUUUUCCGACGCGCGCCUGGGAGACCCCCGGCCAGCCAGCACCCGGACAGCGAGAGAGGAGGGGAGCGACCGCAGUCCAGCCUCACAGCCGACCGCCGAGAAGAGAGAGAGAGAGAGAGAGAGAGAGAGAGAAGAGAGAGAGAGAGAGAGAGCGGCGGAGGAAUCAUCCCGUGGGACCGCGGCUGCCCGUCACCCCGGGACACUUCACUUGGUCCAGGAUACUCAUCCUAGGUGGCUGAGAGGUGCAGCACGACUCCUCACUUUGGAGGGAGAGGGAGAGAGAGGAAGGGAUCAUUUCACUCGCGCUAGAACCAGUCCUGAGCUUGUUCUUGGGGGAACCCUCAGCCGGUCACUUAGCAACCACCGAUGCAUUGUGGGAGCGCCAUGCCACCGAGGAGCUCAUUGGUUGGCCUGGCCUUGGUUGCCCUGGGCGUCCUUGGCAACACAGUCCACGGGGAGGGGCUGGUGAGGACCGCCCGCGUCAGACGGCAGGCUCUGGACGGGGACGUCGCCCCGGGCAACCAGACGUCGAAGGACCAGCCAAUGAUCUUCAACCACGUCUACAACAUCAACGUGCCCCUGGAGUCCCUGUGCUCCGUGGACCUGGAGUCGGCCCCCGGGCGAGGGGGCGGGGGGGCCGCCCCGGGCGAGACCGCGCCCCCCGUCUCCGAGUACGUGGAGCAGACGUCCGACCUGGACAGCCAGGUCACCUUCACCCACCGCAUCAACAUCCCCAAACAGGCCUGCGCCUGUCCCGCGGCCAGCACGGUGCAGCAGCUGGCCAGCCGGAUCGAGAUGCUGGAGCGCGAGGUGUCCCUGCUCCGGGCCCAGUGCGGGGCCGGGUGCUGCGGAGAGAGCGCCGCCAUUGGCCGGCUGGACUUCGUCCCGCACUGCGGCGGCCACGGCAGCUUCAGCAUGGACGCGUGCGGCUGCGUGUGCGACGAGGGCUGGGCCGGCAAGAACUGCUCCGAGCCCCGUUGCCCCGGCGACUGCUCCGGCCAGGGCGUGUGCGUGGAGGGCGAGUGCGUCUGCGACCGCGACUUCGGCGGGGACAACUGCUCGGAGGCCCGUUGCCCCGGCGACUGCUCGGGGCGGGGCCUGUGCAUCGACGGCGAGUGCGUGUGCGAGGAGGCGUACGCGGGCGAGGACUGCUCCUCGGGACGCUGCCUCAACGACUGCUCCGACCAGGGCUUCUGCGUCAACGGCACCUGCCGGUGCCGCCCGGGCUACGCCGGGGACGACUGCUCCUUCGCCACCUGCGCCAACAACUGCAGCCAGAAGGGCACCUGCAGGAGGGGCAUGUGCGCCUGCCAGGAGGGAUUCGGAGGGGACGACUGCUCUUCUGUGGCCCCGCCCACGAACCUGCGCGUACGCGGGGUCACGGAGCGCACCAUCGACCUGGAGUGGGAGGGCUCCGCGGUGCUGACGGACUACCUGGUCACCUACGCCCCCGCCAGCCCCGGCGGCGUGCAGCUGGACGUCAGGGUGCCCGGCAACGUCACCAGCUGCACCGUCGGCGAGCUGGAGCCGGGCAUCGAGUACAACGUCAACGUCUACGCCGUGCUCGACAAGGUCAUCAGCGCGCCCGCCAGCACCCAGGUCUCCACGUAUCUCUCCAAUCCGGACGGCUUACUCUUCAAAUCCAUCACUGAGACGUCCGUGGAGGUUCAGUGGGAGCCCUUCUCCUACUCGUUUGAUGGCUGGGAAAUUAGCUUCAUUCCAAAGGAUAAUGAAGGGGGCAUGACAGCCCAGCUGCCCAGCACCAUAACCUCCUUCAACCAGACAGGCCUGAGGCCCGGGGAGGAGUACACCGUCAACCUGGUGGCCCUGAAGGACCAGGGGCGGAGCCAGCCCGUGACCGCCACCGUCGCCACACUGAUCGACGGGCCGAGCAACCUGGUCGUGCGCGACGUCUCGGACACGGUGGCGUUCGUGGAGUGGGCGCCGCCCAAGGCCAAGGUGGACCAGAUCGUCCUGCGCUACCGGCUCCUGGGCGCCCCGGGGGAGGGGCCCCGCACCACCUUCCGGCUGCAGCCCGCGCUCAGCCAGUACUCGCUGCAGGUGCUGCGGCCCGGCUCGCGCUACGAGGUGUCCGUCAGCGGCGUUCGCCGCGGCAACGAGAGCGACGCCGUCUCCGCGGAGUUCACUACCGUUCUGUCGUUCUUCUCAGAGCUCGACGCGCCCAAGAACCUGCGGGUGCUGUCGCGGACGUCCACGGCGCUGGAGGUGGAGUGGGACAACAGCGAGGCGGAGGCGGAGCUGUACCAGGUGGUGUACAGCACGCUCGCCGGCGACCAGUACGACAAGAUCAUCGUCCCGCGCAACGCCGGCCCCACCACCAAGACCACGCUCACAGACCUGAUGCCUGGGACGGAGUAUGGAAUCGGAAUAUCUGCGCUCCUGGGGGGUAACCAGAGUUCCCCAGCAACAAUGAACGCUAGGACAGGUCUGGACGUUCCCAUGGACCUGACGGUGACGGCCUCCACCGACAACAGCAUCUCCCUGCUGUGGGGGCUGGUCCAGGGCCCCAUCGACCACUACAAGAUCACCUACACCUCCUCCGCCGGCGUGACCACGGAGGUGACCGUGCCCAAAGAGCGGUCGGCCAUCACCCUGAGCGAGCUGGAGCCCAGCACCGAGUACACCAUCACCGUGGCGGCCCAGCGCGGCAGGCAACAGAGUGCGGCCACCACCAUCGACGCCUUCACAGGGUUCCGCCCGGUCACGCAGCUCUACUUCUCCGACGUGACCUCGUACUCGCUGACGGUGGCCUGGAGCUCGCCGGCGCCCCCCGCCGACAUGUUCAUCCUCAACUACAGCCCCCAGGACGGCGGGGACACCCUGGAGGUGACGCUGGAGGGCUCCAAGACCCAGGCCACGCUCAGCGGCCUGCUGCCCUCCACCCUGUACACGGUCACCCUCAUCACCGUGCAGGGCGACGUGACCUACGAGCCCGUCACCGGCUCGGCCGUCACAGGUAUGGACCCUCCUCGGGAGGUUAUCGUGUCCUCCGUCACCGAAGACUCCGUCACCAUCUCGUGGAGCCAUCCCAUCGCCCGAUUCGACUACUACAAGAUGUCUUACCAGUCGGCUCGAGGAAGGGUGGACAGCGUGGUGAUCGACAACGACGUGACCAACUACACCCUGAGCAGCCUCCACCCGGCCACCGAGUACGAGAUCGGCCUGAACGCCGUGCGAGGAAGCCAGGAGAGCGAGGUCGUCACCACCAGCGUCUUCACGGCCAUGGACAUGCCGAUGGACCUGAUGACCUUGAACAUCACCCCCCAGGGGGCUCUCCUGAGGUGGACGCCCCCUCUGUCCAGCGUGGAUAACUACGUGCUCACGCUCACGCGCAACCAGGGUUCUCCCGGCGACCUGCGGCUGACCUUUCCGUCCUCCGCGGUAGCCGCGGAAACCAUCCUGGUGGAGGGCAACCGUCAGGAGCACCAGCUGAGCCGCCUCCUCCCCAGCACCAGCUACUCUGUGGCCCUGUACGCCACCAAGGGGCCCCUCACCAGCGGCACCGUCAUCGCCAACUUCGCCACGCCCAUGGACGCGCCCAAAAACCUGACGGCCAGCGAGGUGAACCACCGGAGCGCCCUCAUUUCCUGGCUGCCCCCCAUCGCCGACAUCGACAACUACAUGCUGACGUACAAGUCCGCCGACGGCAACCGCAAGGAGCUGAUCCUGGAUGCCGAGGACACCUGGAUCCGGCUGGAGGGCCUAGCGGAGACCACGGAGUACACCAUCAGGCUGCAGGCCGCCCGCGGCCUGGAGACCAGCGCCAUCGUCUCCGCCUCCUUCUCCACAGGAAACCGCCUUUUCGCUACGCCCCAGAACUGCGCCCAGCACCUCCUCAACGGGGAGUCACUCAGCGGCGUCUACACCAUCUAUGUGAACCGGGACCCCAGCCAGGGCGUGCAGGUUUACUGCGACAUGACCACCGACGGGGGGGGCUGGAUCGUCUUCCAGAGACGCCAGAAUGGCUUGACAAACUUCUCAAGGAACUGGACUGACUACAGGGUUGGCUUUGGCAACCUUGAAGAUGAGUUUUGGCUCGGCUUGGACAACAUCCAGAGAAUCGCCGGACAAGGACGCUACGAGCUCAGGAUCGACCUGAGGGACGGCCAGGAGGCCGUCUACGCCACCUACGACAAGUUCACCAUCGGAGACGCCAGGAACGCCUACAAACUCAGAAUAGGAGAGUACAACGGCACAGCAGGCGACUCGCUGACCUACCACCAGGGCCGGCCCUUCUCCACCAAGGACAGGGACAAUGACAUCGCCGUCACCAACUGCGCCGCGUCGUACAAAGGGGCCUGGUGGUACAAGAACUGCCACCGGGCCAACCUCAACGGCAAAUACGGGGAGUCCAGACACAGCAUGGGUAUCAACUGGUACCACUGGAAAGGCCAUGAGUUCUCCAUCCCCUUUGUGGAGAUGAAGAUGAGGCCUUUCAACUACCGCAGCAUCAGUGGCAAACGGAGGAGGUCCACCGUUCUAUAAUUACCCCGCCCCCGCCCCGCCCUGCCCUACCCUGUCCUCUGCCCCUGGGUCCCGCUAGCUGUUCCUAUUUUUACACAACGAGGAAGGUGCCGAGCUGUGUACCUUAUCCAAUAAAGAGGAUGCAUACACAAGAUGGUCUUACUGUAGGAAACGUCUCCAGAGACAGGGAAGUAAACCAAGCUGGUUUCAACACCAAUUUCUUUUAAGUCGUAUAUGCUCCAUUGCAGA
Molecule: messenger RNA, 4934 nt
Organism: Anguilla anguilla (European eel)
Lineage: Eukaryota; Metazoa; Chordata; Actinopteri; Anguilliformes; Anguillidae
Gene: tnr
Product: tenascin R (restrictin, janusin)
Exons: 24
Coding region: 567-4706 (1379 amino acids)
Molecular function (GO): protein binding
Source: RefSeq, a predicted model, not a curated record